AUGGCGUCGAGGAAGAAGGUGUUACUGAAGGUGAUCAUCCUGGGCGACAGCGGCGUCGGCAAGACCAGCUUAAUGAAUCAAUAUGUGAAUAAGAAAUUCUCCACCUCCUACAAAGCCACGAUCGGCGCCGACUUCCUAACCAAAGAAGUCACUGUCGACGACCGCAUCGUGACGCUCCAACUCUGGGACACCGCCGGCCAGGAGCGCUUCCAAUCACUCGGCGUGGCCUUCUACCGUGGCGCAGACUGCUGCGUGCUGGUCUACGACGUCAACAGCUCAAAGUCGUUCGAAACCCUAGACAGCUGGCGCGAUGAAUUCCUCAUCCAAGCCAGCCCGCGCGACCCGGAGAGUUUUCCCUUCGUCGUGUUGGGCAACAAGAUCGACAUGGGCGAGGAUCGGAGGAUGGUCAGCCAGAAGCGGGCGCAGCAGUAUUGUCAGAGUCGAGGGCAGAUGCCGUAUUUCGAGACCAGUGCCAAGGAGAGCAUCAACGUGGAGCAGGCGUUUGAGGUGAUUGCCAGGAAUGCCCUCGCGCAGGAAGAGAGCGAGGAGUAUGGUGGCGACUUUUCAGACCCGAUCAAUAUCAAUCUGGAUCAGGAGAGGGACGGUUGCGCUUGCUAG
Molecule: messenger RNA, 618 nt
Organism: Cladophialophora yegresii CBS 114405
Lineage: Eukaryota; Fungi; Ascomycota; Eurotiomycetes; Chaetothyriales; Herpotrichiellaceae
Product: Ras-like protein Rab7
Exons: 3
Coding region: 1-618 (205 amino acids)
Biological process (GO): regulation of vacuole fusion, non-autophagic
Cellular component (GO): fungal-type vacuole membrane; phagocytic vesicle; late endosome
Molecular function (GO): GTP binding; GTPase activity
Source: RefSeq, a predicted model, not a curated record